AGUUCAGUUUUUAUGCUCAGUUCGAUCAGUUCUAAAAUUAUUCAGAAAAUAUGCGUUUAAUCGUAGCUCUGUUGGUUGUUCAAGUUAUUUCACCAACAUAUGCAAAGCCUAUCUUUGAAUUCAUUGGCAAUAUUGCAUCAUCAGUCGUGAAUACUGCUACACAGGCUAGUAAUACUUUCACCAGUAGCAUAACACAGGCUAUGCAAACUGCCAACGGGGCUCUUCAGAAUGCUCUCAAUACUGCUUUGUCGGCUAUUAAUGCCGUCUUAGAUGGUACAGGGCAGGUUAUGACGGCUUUUGUCGAUCAAUCAGGACAAAUUACGGCAACAAUUGCGAAUCAAGCUAAUAAUGUGGUGGAAGUUGUUGUUAACAGUGCUGGACGUAUGAUUUCUGCAGGUGGAGAAGUGAUGAGAAAUGUUGUAAAUGUUCCAUCUGAAGUUCUUAAGAAAAUCCAAGAAGCUGCUCAAAUGGCUGCCCAACAGGCGCAACAAACUGCGAAUGUUGCCACUCAGCAGGUUCAGCAAAUUGCUAAUAAUGCUUACCAACAAGGUCAGGCAGCCAGACAACAUGUUCAGGAGAUCGUUGGCGACAUUUUUGAGACUGCUAAUGAGACACUACUGGAAGGAUAUGGUCAUGGUCCCUUUAACAUAUUACAAGAAGCCUAUCAACAAGGGCAAGAAGUCAUCGCUGGAGCUAUUCAGGGAGGAUAUCAAGCUGCUAAUGACGCCGUUCAGCAGGUGCAACAGUCUCUUGAUGAUGCUAUACAACAAGGAGAAGCUGUAUUUCAGUCAGCUCAGAACACUGUUGAUAAUUAUAUCGAAGUAGAACUUACUGCUAAAUAAACAUUUUUUUUUUUAUUAAA
Molecule: messenger RNA, 862 nt
Organism: Lutzomyia longipalpis
Lineage: Eukaryota; Metazoa; Arthropoda; Insecta; Diptera; Psychodidae
Exons: 2
Coding region: 51-842 (263 amino acids)
Source: RefSeq, a predicted model, not a curated record